Messenger RNA from Emiliania huxleyi CCMP1516, 1824 nucleotides. It is a transcript of the gene DLD1, whose product is annotated as putative dihydrolipoamide dehydrogenase 1. Gene Ontology annotation, molecular function: flavin adenine dinucleotide binding; dihydrolipoyl dehydrogenase (NADH) activity. The record is from RefSeq and is a predicted model, not a curated record. Lineage: Eukaryota; Haptophyta; Isochrysidales; Noelaerhabdaceae. Bases 17 to 1504 code for a protein of 495 amino acids. The transcript has 12 exons. Gene Ontology annotation, cellular component: oxoglutarate dehydrogenase complex; mitochondrion.
CUCGCACAUUCCUUUUAUGCUCGGCCGCUCCCUCGCCCGCGCCGUGCGCCCGCGCCUGUCCCGAGGCCUCGCCACCGGUGAGACCUACGACAUGGUCGUCAUCGGCGGCGGCCCGGGCGGCUACCCGACCGCCAUCAAGGCGGGCCAACUUGGCAUGAAAGUCGCCUGCAUAGAGAUGCGAGGACGGCUGGGCGGCACGUGCCUCAAUGUGGGGUGCAUCCCGUCCAAGGCGCUGCUGCACUCCUCGCACCUGUAUGAGGAGGCAGCGAAAGGGUGGGGUCCGCACGGCAUCUCCGCCGACAACGUCAAGAUGGACCUUGACAAGCUGAUGAAGCACAAAGCGAAGACGGUGACGGGUCUGACUGGCGGCAUUGAGGGUCUCUUCAAGAAGUACAAGGUCGACUACUUCAAGGGGAAGGGAGAGAUCACCGCGCCGGGCUCGGUCGCCAUGCACCCGAUGGAGGGCGGCCCCGCGCAGACGCUGUCCACGAAGAACAUCGUCAUCGCGACGGGCUCCGUGCCGGCCGGUGUGCCUGGGGCGACGGUGACGGUGGACAACGACGCCAAGGUGAUCGUCGACUCGACAGGCUGCCUCGACCUUGAGAAGAUCCCGGAGAAGCUCAUUGUCAUCGGCGCCGGCGUCAUCGGCCUCGAGAUGGGCUCCGUGUGGCGGCGGCUCGGCACCGAGGUGACCGUCGUCGAGUACCUCGACCGCAUCACGCCCGGCAUCGACGACGAGAUCGCAAAGAAGUUCAAGCAGAUCCUCGAGAAGCAGGGCAUGAAGUUCAAGAUGGGCUACGCCGUCAAGUCGGCCACCAACGAGGGCGGCAAGGGCAAGCUGGUGAUGGACCCGGUCGGCGGCGGAGCGACUGAGACGCUCGAGGCUGACGUGAUCCUCUCCGCGACCGGCCGCGUGCCGUACACGGAGGGGCUCGGCGCCGAGAACGUUGGCGUCAAGCUGGGGGCUCGCGGCAUGGUCGAGAUCGACGACCACUUCGCCACCAACGUGCCGGGCAUCUACGCGAUCGGCGACGCCGUGCGCGGCGCCAUGCUUGCGCACAAGGCCGAGGAGGAGGGCAUCGCCAUCGCGGAGCAGCUGGCGGGCCUGGGCGGGCACGUCAACUACGACGCGAUCCCGGGCGUCAUCUACACGCACCCGGAGGUUGCGUCUGUGGGCAAGACGGAGGAGCAGCUCAAGGGGGAGGGGGUCGCCUACAAAGUGGGCACGUUCCCCUUCAUGGCCAACUCGCGCGCGCGCGCCAUGGCGGACGCCGACGGUCUCGUCAAGUUCCUGAUCCAAGAUGGCGGCGCUCACGACGGUAUGGUGCUCGGCAUCCACAUCAUCGCCUCCAACGCGGGCGAGAUGAUCGCCGAGGGCGUGCUCGCGAUGGAGUACGGCGCCUCCGCCGAGGACAUCGGCCGCACUUGCCACGCUCACCCGACCAUGUCCGAGGCGUUCAAGGAGGCCGCCAUGUCGGCCUACGGCAAGCCCAUCCACUUCUAAGCUGCUCCGUCUACACACUACCACAGCGUUCGAGCCAACACCGCGCACAGCCGGGCUGGCUGUGCGCGCGCCGAGGGAGGGAAAGAGAGGGGAGGUGGUGCGGGGAAGAGAGCCUCUAUGCGCGAUGCGAUGUUGAGAUGCACCAUCCUUCUGCUUUCACCCGUGUGCGGGGCGCGCGCAGCGCAACCGCCCCCGCUCGCCCCCGCCCCCAGGGCCCCGGCCCCGCUGCUCGCACCCCCCUCUCUCGACACUAUAGUCGUCUAUAUACUUGAUUGCGGGUCGAGGUGCUCAAGCUCACACUGUGCUCAAGCCUCAAGAAA